AUGGAUGUAUAUGAGAUUAAUAUCAAGAAGGCACCGAGCAAAAAGGAGAUCGAGCUUAGGCUACUAGAGGAGGGUAAUGCCCGAAAUGCAGCACCUGCUCGCAGGUCUGUGGCGACAUGGAUAUCAAUGGGGUUGGCAAUUGAAGAGGCUCAAAUCGCAUUGCUCAUUGAGGUCCGAAGAAUUGGCCAGAUAGAUGGAUUCACUCGGUCUGCUAUUACGCAUCUCGGAGAGGGAUUUGAUGCAGAUGAUGAUCCUGAAGACUUGUACUUGGACAUUCUUGAUGAUCUCGAUGAUGACUUGGCAGACUUCACCGAGACAUCUGACACAUGGGCAAACUCCCCUGAGCUCACUGUAAUCCCAUUGCCAUCAAACCUCGGGGUAGAUCGAUGCAGACGCUGUAUGGCAGACGAUCUCAUUCCGCUGGAGAUGUCUCUUCGUGAAGGGCAGGCCAAUGACUCCCUUCACAACCUCUGA
This is a messenger RNA of Suillus subalutaceus, 474 nucleotides long. RefSeq lists its product as uncharacterized. The record is from RefSeq and is a predicted model, not a curated record. NCBI's taxonomy places the organism in Eukaryota, Fungi, Basidiomycota, Agaricomycetes, Boletales, Suillaceae. The transcript has 3 exons. Bases 1 to 474 code for a protein of 157 amino acids.